Molecule: messenger RNA, 732 nt
Organism: Trichoplusia ni (cabbage looper)
Lineage: Eukaryota; Metazoa; Arthropoda; Insecta; Lepidoptera; Noctuidae
Product: transcription factor Adf-1-like
Exons: 3
Coding region: 1-732 (243 amino acids)
Source: RefSeq, a predicted model, not a curated record
AUGUCUGUAGUGUGCGGAAAUGAUACCGUGCUUUUGCUUAUAGAGCUUUACGAAAGUCGUGACUUGUUGUGGGAUACUUCACACCGUGACUAUCGAAAUAAAAUAAAGAAAAAUGAUGCAUGGGAGGAUAUUGCCAAGGCGCUUAAAUUGCCUAGAAAAGAAAUAGAAACCAAAGUUCAUACCCUGCGUUCGCAAUUUGUCCGAGAAAGGAAGAAAGUGAAAUCGUCAAAAACUACUGGUAGUGGACGAGAGGACGUGAAGUCCAGUGCAUGGUUUGCGUACGAUGCAAUGAAAUUUUUGCUAAAGGGAGCCACAACUUCUGGAAGCUUGGACACUUUGGACACAAACAGUCCACAAAGCCAAAACUCGAUUUCGUCUUCGGAUGAAGAUGUCGUUCUACAUUCUCAAUCUACCGUUCCGGAAUUUCAAUCUCCUCAUCAACUAGAAUCGCAAUCUACCAUUGAUCAAGCAGAGCAACCCACAAUCCCUGCACCAACACCUUCAUCGUCGCGACCAACUCGGAAGAGCCACCCCAAUGAAGAUAGAUUGGAGGAGGCUUAUGAAGUUCUGCAUGCUGCUAAAAACAGAAUGAUGUCCCGAGAUGAAUUCGAUGUUUAUGGACAGUACGUAGGAACUGAGUUACGUGCAUUAAAUGACGAACACAGUAAAGACGUUAUGGAAAACAAAGGACACAAUGUUGUUGUUACUCAGGGCUACUCUGCUGUAGAAUGA